Messenger RNA from Dothidotthia symphoricarpi CBS 119687, 1629 nucleotides. RefSeq lists its product as uncharacterized. Bases 286 to 1629 code for a protein of 447 amino acids. The record is from RefSeq and is a predicted model, not a curated record. The transcript has a single exon. Lineage: Eukaryota; Fungi; Ascomycota; Dothideomycetes; Pleosporales; Dothidotthiaceae.
GUACUCGUCAAAUCUUGGCAUCUCGUGUCCAUCCUGUCCUCUUCGUGGCCAAUGACCUAACCAUGUUCUACCAAAAUCAGCCUGCUCCUCACAUGUGCAGCAUGGACGCGAGCAAAGCGAGCUUCAUUGUGGAGGCUGGGUUCUCUUGGCGUCAGACCCCGUGAAGCUGUGCGACUUGCAGCUGCAGAAACAUCGCAGGGUGGAGUGGUUGAAGUAUUCGAGCUUCCCUCAUGCUGUAGACCGGUUCCAAAGGAUCCACACAGAUAUGAUAAUUUCAUCAAAGAGAUGGCAGUCAUUCCACAGACUAAGCCAGCGUACAUCGCUAAGGAGAACAAGAUGACUGGCGUAGAAGUAAAUCAUCAUCCACGACAUCGGAUGUUUGCAGAUUCCGACGCUGACGGUACCCAGAUCGCACAACCCUCUAUCACAACCGUCUCUCCCUCCUCGUCAAGUGUCGAGAAAUCCCGUCUUCCGAACUCAGGCAUAUACCCGGCACCUCCUACGUCUGGUUCAACAUUUCACAUCUACCACAAACAUGAAGUCCACCUCGUCCUCACUCCACUCCCCGAUCCCACAAAAGACCGGCGCUUAGGUCCCACCCUCGCCGAACAGAAGGCCAAACGCCUGGCGAAGAAAACCCGUCAGGCCUGCCCCCUCUCCCCAACCUCACCAGACGAUAAUGCAUUCUUGCUCCAUACACCCUACCUCUCCUUCCAUUGCCCCCCACAGGUCCUCUACCUCGGUGAUACCAAACAUGCCGCCCCCGCUAUACUCAUCCACUCCCGCUGCUUCUGGCGCGAGUACAAACUCCAGCUCGGCCCCACAAUCGUAGAGGUUCUCGAUUCGCGGGGUGUAGUAGGUCUGCAAUACCAUGCAGACAAGAAGACGAGAAAAGCUGACGAAAGCGCACUGAAGGGGUAUAGGGUCAGAGGGUGGAGGUUAUGGGGUGAGACGGGAAAAAGCUACGUCCACGGUGUCAAGAAGGCUCGUGAAACAGGGGAAGGUAUAGACCCAGAUGUUUUCGAGGAACUUGGGCUUGAAGAGAAGCCAAAGGCUGAUGAGGUUGUGUACUUGCGCUGGACGAACCCAUUUUCGGUGCACACGAGACGAUACCACUUUAGCUAUCGUGGGAUUGACUUUUGGUGGAAGGGCACAGGAACUGUCAAGGAAGACAGAUGUUGUGGAUUUCUACUGCGGUACUGUCAUUUGAAACUCGUCGCCAAGUCACCGGCCACAGCAGACGAACAUCAACCGGAGGUUUGUUUGGGCAAGUACACAGCCUCGGUCGCUAGCAAAAAGAGCGGUACACUCGUCUUAUUCGACGCGGCGAUUCUACGGCUUGUGGACGAGCAUGUGCCAGCGUUGCUUGGUCGGGAAUCAGUCGACCAGAUGAAUGAGCAGGAAGGUGUGACACAGAAUGAGGAUGAAGAGGAUAGACUGACAGAGAAGGAGACCGAGGAUAAGAGCGACGAAGAGGCAAUAAAGAUCGCGCGCGUGAAGAAGAGUACGUUGUAUCAAGUCAUUGUCGCGACGGCGACGUGUAUGAUCAGAGCGGAGAAAGAAAAGAGGCACACGCUUAUGAAUCUUAUUAUCAGUACUGGAGAUGGCGCUGGAGGGGCUGCGGGCUGA